CUGCUUAUUCUCUUUUUACAAACGAAGUAGACAGGUGCUGGUUGGAAGAGUUAAGCAUUAGACAAUAGAAUCAGGAGAAGAAAGAAAAAAAAGAAGGUCAUGAUCGAAAUGGACUGAAAAAGGGCUUGGUUAUCACUUAUCAGUAGGGUAGCAAUUUAAGCCCAAACUCAUUAAAUUGCUAUUCUCGUUCUCAACUCUGAACUUGCCUUCUCUCUGUCUCUGCAACAACAAACUACAAAAUCUACAAGAAUCAGAACCCAUAUCGGCAUAUCAUUACAGAUUGUUUAAAAUAUCAAAACCCAUAUCCUUCAACUUCCAUCGCCCGCUAUUCUAGUUUGGGUUCGCCGUUCGCAAGAUUCCGCCUCUGGCCCGCUAUCUCUCAACUCUCAAGCCCUCUCUCUAUAAUUGCUAACUUGAUUUGGAAGACUAAUUGGUAAAUUUGGGUUGAAUUUGAGUCUUGAACAAGUUGAAGGCUUUUAUACAGUCUUCCAAAGGGGUUGGGAAAAGACAACAACGGGAGCGUCGAUUGCAUGGCCUAUCAAGUACAUCAAAAUUUGUGAAUUGAGCAAGGAAGUUGAACAAAGGAGAAUUGAAAGCAAAGAGCUAAGCUAAGCAUAAAAAAAAGGGCUAAAAUCUAAAAAUUGCAAAGCAUAGCAAGGCUUAAAAAUUCAAAGUUAAAUUGAAGUUGCUCAAGGACCCUUUGUGAGAUCUUUCUAACUCAAUCUCUAGUUAAAUCGUCGGCCCGCGUGGUGACAAGUUCUUACAUAAAUCGUGAGCCCGCGUGGAGGCAAUUUACUUUUCUUUGCAUAUUGUUCAAGCAUAGGAGUAUGGGAUCAUUGUAUGUGGAGAUUUGUUAAUUGAUUUAUUGUGGGGGCGAAGUGAUUGCUAUUUACUUGUUAUUUCUUUUGCUAGUGCAUGCAUGGUCGGAGGUCAUUAAAUCCUACUCUUGUCCCUCCUAAUUUGCAUCUUGAAUCGGUUGUUCGUAAUCCUAGGGAAGAGGUAGUUCGCACCACUCCAUUUCAUCAAUGAAGGAACAACAUGAUGACCAUGUAGAUGACCUUUGUCACAUAGACCAACAAGGCAUCCUCCACCCUAAUGUGCAUCAUGACAACAUCCAAGUACCAUUAGGCAUGCCUAGACCAUUCAUCCCACCACAACAACAAGGCCAAAUUCCAUUGGGAAUGGCUCGGCCAAUUUUUGCUCGACAACCUUCCAUGGUUUAAGUUAAUCAAGGUGCUUAUGUAGCAUCACCAAUUGUGAAUCCUCCCAUUGCUUUGUGUGAUCAUUAUGUGCCUAAUGAAUACAAUGCACCUACAUGGAUUCAAUUGCCCCCAUUUAGAGCACAUCACUAUGAGAUUAAACCACAAACCACUCAAUUGCUUCCCAACUAUCAUGGACUUCCAAGUGAAGAACCUUACAAGCAUUUGGAUGAGUUUUUUGAAGUGUGUUCCAUCGUGAAAUACACGGACAUGCUAGAAGAAGUGUUAAAACUUAAACUUUUUCCGUUUACCCUUAAGGACAAAGCAAAAUAUUGGUUCAACAAUCUUAGGUCUUUUUCGAUAACUUCUUGGGCAGAAAUGCAACAAGAGUUCUUGAAAAAGUACUAUCCGGUAUCAAAGACCAAUGCUAUGAAAACUUCUAUUCGUGAAUUUUCUCUAAGGGGAUGGGGAAAUAUUUCAUGAGGUAUGGGAAAAGUUUAAUGAUUUGCUUAGGAAGUGCCCACAUCAUGACAUACCUAAGUGGCAACUAGUUCAAUAUUUCUUUAAAAGUUUACCGGAUAAUCACAAGGGUAUGGUUGAUGCAUCUAUGGGUGGGUCUUACCUUGACAAGUAUGAAAAUGGUGUUUGGCAAUUGUAUGAAAGCAUGAAUGAGAAUUUAAUGCAUGGAUCUUUAUCUUCUAAAAAUGGUAGAAACUUAGGUGGAAGGAAGAAUCUUGGCUUAUAUCAAGUUGACAAUUCCAAUGACAUAGCCACUGAAAUGAAUUCCUUAUCUCAAAGGUUUGAUUAAUUUUUAAUCAACCAAACUUCGGCGAAUCAAAUGUCUUCCUCCCCUAACCAUUCUCAUCGUAACUCUAACGAAUCAUGCAUGACUUGUUCUAGUGUUUUACAUUCUACUUCCAAUUGUCCCCAUGGACAUGUGCAAAGUGAAAACUAUGAGCAAGUCAAUGCUGCAUUUGUUAACCAAGGGAAUAAUCCCUAUGGCACUCAUUACAAUUUGAGUUGGAGGAACCAUCCAAACUUCUGUUGGAAAAGCCAAGGGGAAGGCUCAAACCCUCCCCAAGGUGGUUUUCAAGGCAAGUAUGUUCCGCCUCUAAUGCAAGGCCAAGGUUCUCAAGGUUUUAGAUCAUCAUUUCAAUCGCAUGGUAAUUAAUUUUCAAAUUCUCAUUUUCCUAAUCAAUCAUCUUAUUCUUAAGGAAAUUCUAGGAUUCCCGCUUUUGAGGAGAAAAUGUUAACCGCUCUAGGCACUCUAGAGGCGAAUACUUAAUUGCUUUAUUCUCAUUCUCAAUCCAUUGCUAAGCUAGAAACCCAAGUCGGACAAAUAGCUAGUACUUUGAAUGCUAGAGAGAAAGGGAAGAUGCCUUUGAAUGCACUACCAAAGUAACAACGUGUUGUGGAGACUCAUUCCUCAUCGGAAGGUCACACAAUUGAACAUGUCAAUACGGUGACAACCUUGAAAAGUGGGAAGCUUAUUGAUAAUUAAGUAGGUAUUUCCAAUGAAGAGAGUAAACCGGUGCAACCAAAAGUUGACACCCGUCCCGUUUCACAUUUUAUUCUUCCUUCAUUGCAUGUGCAUGAUCAUCUUAUUGAGAAAGUUAUGAAAAAUCAUUUGAAAGAUGAAUUGAAAAAUGAUUUGAAGAGUUCUUGUGUUGAAGAUGUUUCAAAGAAAGAUUUUGAGAAAGUUUUUGAGCCAAAGGCUCCAUUCCCGGGCGCCUUGAAAGGGUCAAUUUCUAUUGAAAAACAAAAGACAAAGACCAAUGAAAUUAUUGAUGUGUUUAGGCAAGUGAAGAUUAAUCUUCCACUUUUGUAUGCAAUUAAGCAAAUUCCGACUUAUGCUAAGUUCUUGAAAGAUCUUUGCACCCAAAAGAGGAAGAACAAGAGCCAAGCACUAAGGAGAAUGAUCUUGACCGAGCAAGUAAGCUCUAUCUUGCAACACAACACUCUCCCAAAGUUCAAGGACCCUGGUUCACCUACUACAUCUUGCAUCAUUGGUGACCAUGUCAUUAAUCGGGCUCUUCUAGACUUAGGAGCAAGUGUUAAUCGUCUUCCAUACUCGGUAUAUGUUAAAUUGGGCUUAGGAGACUUAAAAUCAACGUCGGUAGUUUUGCAACUUGCCAGCCGAUCCAUUAAAAAGCCCCGGGGUAUCAUUGAGGAUGUUUUGAUUAAGAUAGAUAAGUUCUUCUUUCCCGUUGAUUUUGUUGUCAUUGACACGGAACCGAUCUUGAACCCCAAGAAUCAAAUUCCCGUUAUCCUUGGCCUUCCUUUCUUGGUAACCGCAAAUGCUAACAUCAAUUGUAGGACGGGGAUAAUGAAAAUAUCAUUUGGGCAUAUGAAAGUGAAGUUGAACAUUUUUAAUCCAACCUCGAAUUCAAUGGAUAAACAUGAAGAAGUGUGUGUUGUGGAAAAAUGUCUUGACAAUGAAUGUGAUAAAGUUAAGUCCUUACUUGGAAGUGGAAUUUCUAAAAGUCUAUCUUCAAACUUGAAUUCAAGAAAUGUUGUUUCGAAACCUUGUGUUGAAAGGGCAUGAAAGCCCAAGAGUUGCCUUGAUGAACGACCGUCAAUUCCUUUUGAUCCAAAUCCAAUAAGUUCUUUAGAGAACCAUUUGUUUGGUGGGAUUCAAAAAUCCAUUCACCCCGUCAAGGAGGGGAUGCAUAACAAGAUACUAGAUCCGAGCUAAAAGAGCCCAACGUCUUGCUAGAGACGUUAAACACUAGUGCGAUUCGUAGGGUUAACAAUUUUAUUCCUCCCUUAUUUCUAUUUUAACUUUCAUUUCCUACGUCGUCUAGAUAUAUUUUGGGUUCUUACACAUGGCUAGGAACUGUGAUUGUGGUUACAUGCACUUUCAAUUUCUAAUUAGGCAUUUUGUGCCUGUUCGAUCGAUCUCAAAAGAGGUUCGAUCGAUCGAACUGCCAACCCUGCAUCCAAUUACCUCUUUGUUCCAUCGUGCGAAGAUAUCCUGCAUAAAUUAGCUCUUUGUGUAUCGUGCGAAGUUAUUUUUCGAUCGAUCUGAAAUUCCUGAUUGAUCCAACUUUUUCCUGGAUCGAUCUUCAGUUCCAACACUUAGAAAAAUUUUCAAACCCAUGAAAAUCAGCUCUCUAUGCAUCGUUCGAACUUGUCUGCAGGUUUUUACUUGUUGGAUCGAUCGAAAUCUUUUCUAGAUCGAUCUUGGAUUGAUCGAUCUGUGUUCCUUUGUUGACUUUGACUUUG
This is a messenger RNA of Cornus florida, 4424 nucleotides long. RefSeq lists its product as uncharacterized. The transcript is spliced from 4 exons. Lineage: Eukaryota; Viridiplantae; Streptophyta; Magnoliopsida; Cornales; Cornaceae. The coding region runs from base 2815 to 3744 and encodes 309 amino acids. The record is from RefSeq and is a predicted model, not a curated record.